AUGUUGGCAAGAAGGGACGUGGCAGCUUUGGUUCUCGUGAAGGACCAGUACCAUAGUCUCUACUCAACUCUGUCCCUUGAGAUUGAUGAAAGUUGCAUGGGUUCCCAAGACAUCUCCAAGGAUGUCCAUGCUUCAUUGUUUAUGCUGUUCAUUCAGUGUGCUCAGGGCUUGUCUUUCAAAUUCAAGCUCUCUGAAGUUGGUGAGCCAUCAAAAGAAGAGAAGGCCAUAGCCAAGUAUCUUCGAUUCAACUGUCCAACAAAGUCCACCAAUAUGAUGGGUCAUCGAGUUGAUUAUUUUAUCGCUUCGAAAGCAAUGGAUUGCCUCUUGGAUUCAAAGUGGACAAAGGCCAAGAAAGGAGAAGAAGUUUUAUUUACAACCAAGGAGACUGUGGUUGACUACUGCAACAGAUUCCUGGGCUACUCUGAUCCAGAAAAUUCUAGACAAGAUGGCCUGCUUCCUUCUGAGACCCAACACAAUGAGUGCCUGGGAGUUCACCAGGUGGCAGAAGACCAGAAGAACCGCUGCCCUGGGGACCAGAAGGAGUUAGCCCCCGGGGACCUUACUGAGUCCGCCCCCAGGGCCCAGAAGGAGUGCCUCUCCGGGGACCCAAUGGUCUCCUCCCCGGAGGCCCAGCUGCAGUCCCUCUCCAGAGACCAGAUGGGCUCCCUUCCUGGGGACCAGAUGGGCUCCGCCACGGAGGACAAACCUGACUCUGUACCCGGGAACCCGACUGGCUCAACAUGGGAAGACCAGCCGGAGUCUGGCCCCAGGGACACGAUGGGCGCCACCCCAGAGGACCAGACAGACUCAAUCCCCGGGACCGCCACUGGUUCUGUCCUUGGGGACCCAGUGGGCUCCACUCCUGAGGACCAGCCGGACCAGCAAGGCUGCGUCCCCGGGGACUCAGUGGACUCCACUCCAGAGGACCAGCCUGAGGCCGCUCCUGGCGAACCCAUGGGCUCUGACACUGGGGAUACGAUGUGUUCGGCCCCACAAGACCAAGACCUGCCGGAGUCCAUCCCCGGGGACUCGGUGGACCCUGCCCCCGGGGACCUGACUGAGUCCUUCCUUGGGGACCCAGUAGACUCUGCCCUGCAGGACCAGCUGGAGGACCAGAAGGAUUCAGUCCCAGGGGACCCUAAGAUCUUAGACUUCGGGGAUCUGGAGGAAGUGGUGGAAGACAUGAUCACUUCCCUUCAGAAUGGGGACCGCGAGCAUCUCAUCACUUUCCUGAGCACCUACCCUGCUCAUACCACCAUCGAGCAGGUGCUGGAUGUCAUCUUCAGGCGGUAUGCAUGCUUCCGCCCCGGCUGCCAGGAGGAUGAGCAGCUCAAGAACACCCUCUGCACCCUCCUGGACACGUGGACGAGCGUCUUCCCCGGGGACUUUGCCACAACAUCCGGCUUGUCCGCGCUGAAGAAGGUAAAGACCUACCUGAUAAUCCACCUGCCUUACUCGGACGUCCUCAUACGUGUGCACGAGCUCCUUACGAGACUGCUCUCAGAAACUUCAGAGGAGAGCGAUUAACAAAAAGCCAGGGUGACACAUCUGGAGACUAUGAAAACUCUGCUGCUGCUCUGUGGAGAAGAGGACAACUGGGGGAGCCAGGAGCGCAUGGUGCCGCCGCCUCCAUCAGCUGCCCUCAGCGACCUCAGCCAUGCCCUCCUUCUUGUUCCUCACAAGCUGCCUUACUCACGCGAGCAUGCUAAUCACCAGAUGUGUCACAGAUGACAAUAGUGCACCCUCCUGAUCUCCCUCUUGACAGUAGUGACGUCCUUAACCCCUGUGUGUGUCUUAGUUAUUGUUAUUGUCUGUAGCGGGGUCAGAUUGCUUUUUAUAAUCUUUUUAAAGCAUCUUUUUUAUUAAGUUAAUAAAUAAGUCUGUGACCUUGACCAGAAUCUUAGCUGUGAAAUUGUGAACUCCUGGAAAUGCUGUCAAUCAGGCUCAGUGCUUUAUCAGACCUACAACAUUAUGAAGGUCAUAUCAGGAAGUUUAAUGACAAAUAAACAAACAUUCCCUUCCCUCGGAAUCCUGUGUGCAUCGACAAAGCUUAUCUAACAUUGAUGCUCUUUUGAA
This is a messenger RNA of Microtus oregoni (creeping vole), 2076 nucleotides long. RefSeq lists its product as uncharacterized. Bases 1 to 1527 code for a protein of 508 amino acids. Lineage: Eukaryota; Metazoa; Chordata; Mammalia; Rodentia; Cricetidae. The record is from RefSeq and is a predicted model, not a curated record. The transcript has 9 exons.